GUAGUGGCCACAGCCUUACAGGCAGGCAGGGGUGGUUGGUGUCAACAGGGGGGCCAACAGGGUACCAGAGCCAAGACCCUCGGCCUCCUCCCCCGCCGCCUUCCUGCAGGUAACAGGGAGCCCUGCGCUGCGCCCCCAGUCCUUGCAGGACUGCGCCGUGGGGGAAGGGGCCGGGCGGGGAGGAGGCGGCGGGCGCGCGCCCCGCUCGCGGGUCUGCGCUCUGGGGCCCGCGCGGGAGCGAGCUCGGCGCGGCGCCGGCGGCCGGUUGAGCUGUGCUCUCAGCUUCGGAGCAGCCUCCCCUUGCUGAUUGUGGGGCGCCCUGUAAUCUGCGCUUCGCGGGCGGCCCCCGACGGGUGAGGCGCCCGCGGCCAGAGCUCUCCAAGGCGGCCGCGGAGUCGGUCCUCGCAGGGAGGUGUGGAAGAUCUGCUUGGCUUUGAGGAAGAGUGGCAGUACUGCCUCACUGCAUAAGGGAUGGGAUCAGAGAACAGUGCUUUAAAGAGCUAUACACUGAGAGAACCACCAUUUACCUUACCCUCUGGACUUGCUGUUUAUCCCGCUGUACUGCAAGAUGGCAAAUUUGCUUCAGUUUUUGUGUAUAAGAGAGAAAAUGAAGACAAGGUUAAUAAAGCUGCCAAGCAUUUGAAGACACUUCGUCACCCUUGCUUGCUAAGAUUUUUAUCUUGUACUGUGGAAGCGGAUGGCAUUCAUCUUGUCACUGAGCGAGUACAGCCCCUGGAAGUGGCUUUGGAAACAUUGUCUUCUGCAGAGGUCUGUGCUGGGAUCUAUGACAUAUUGCUGGCUCUUAUCUUCCUUCAUGACAGAGGACACCUAACACACAAUAAUGUCUGUUUAUCAUCUGUGUUUGUGAGUGAAGAUGGACACUGGAAGCUAGGAGGAAUGGAAACUGUUUGUAAAGUUUCUCAGGCCACACCAGAGUUUCUGAGGAGUAUUCAGUCAAUAAGAGACCCAGCAUCUAUCCCUCCUGAAGAGAUGUCUCCAGAAUUCACAACUCUCCCAGAGUGUCAUGGACAUGCCCGGGAUGCCUUUUCAUUUGGAACAUUGGUGGAAAGUUUGCUCACAAUCUUAAAUGAACAGGUUUCAGCGGAUGUUCUCUCCAGCUUUCAACAGACCUUGCACUCAACUUUGCUGAAUCCCAUUCCAAAAUGUCGGCCAGCGCUCUGCACCUUACUAUCUCAUGACUUCUUCAGAAAUGAUUUUCUGGAAGUUGUGAAUUUCUUGAAAAGUUUAACAUUGAAGAGUGAAGAGGAGAAAACGGAAUUCUUUAAAUUUCUGCUGGACAGAGUCAGCUGCUUGUCAGAGGAAUUGAUAGCUUCAAGGUUGGUGCCUCUUCUGCUUAAUCAGUUGGUGUUUGCAGAGCCAGUGGCUGUUAAGAGUUUUCUUCCUUAUCUGCUUGGCCCCAAAAAAGAUCAUGCGCAGGGAGAAACUCCUUGCUUGCUCUCACCAGCCCUGUUCCAGUCACGGGUGAUCCCCGUGCUUCUCCAGUUGUUUGAAGUUCAUGAAGAGCAUGUGCGGAUGGUGCUGCUGUCUCACAUCGAGGCCUACGUGGAGCACUUCACUCAGGAGCAGCUGAAGAAAGUCAUCUUGCCACAGGUUUUGCUGGGCCUGCGUGAUACUAGCGAUUCCAUUGUGGCAAUUACUCUGCAUAGCCUAGCAGUGCUGGUCUCUCUGCUUGGACCAGAGGUGGUUGUGGGAGGAGAACGAACCAAGAUCUUCAAACGCACUGCCCCAAGUUUUACUAAAAAUACUGACCUUUCUCUAGAAGAUUCUCCUAUGUGUGUCGUCUGCAGCCAUCACAGUCAGAUCUCGCCAAUCUUGGAGAACCCCUUCUCUAGCAUAUUCCCUAAAUGUUUCUUUUCUGGCAGCACGCCCAUCAACAGCAAGAAGCACAUACAGCGAGAUUACUACAAUACUCUUUUACAGACAGGCGAUCCAUUUUCUCAGCCUAUUAAAUUUCCCAUAAAUGGACUCUCAGAUGUAAAAAAUACUUCGGAGGACAGUGAAAACUUCCCAUCAAGUUCUAAAAAGUCUGAGGAGUGGCCUGACUGGAGUGAACCUGAGGAGCCUGAAAAUCAAACUGUCAACAUACAGAUUUGGCCUAGAGAACCUUGUGAUGAUGUCAAGUCCCAGUGCACUACCUUGGAUGUGGAAGAGUCAUCUUGGGAUGACUGCGAGCCCAGCAGCUUAGAUACUAAAGUAAACCCAGGAGGUGGAAUCACUGCUACAAAACCUGUUACCUCAGGGGAGCAGAAGCCUAUUCCUGCUUUGCUUUCACUCACUGAAGAGUCUAUGCCUUGGAAAUCAAGCUUACCCCAAAAGAUUAGCCUUGUACAAAGGGGGGAUGACGCAGACCAAAUCGAGCCGCCAAAAGUGUCAUCACAAGAAAGGCCCCUUAAGGUUCCAUCAGAACUUGGUUUAGGAGAGGAAUUCACCAUUCAAGUAAAAAAGAAGCCAGUAAAAGAUCCUGAGAUGGAUUGGUUUGCUGAUAUGAUCCCAGAAAUUAAGCCUUCUGCUGCUUUUCUUAUAUUACCUGAACUGAGGACAGAAAUGGUCCCAAAAAAGGAUGAUGUCUCCCCAGUGAUGCAGUUUUCCUCAAAAUUUGCUGCAGCAGAAAUUACUGAGGGAGAGGCUGAAGGCUGGGAAGAAGAAGGGGAGCUGAACUGGGAAGAUAAUAACUGGUGACAAUAGAUGUGAGUUAAACUUUAGGAAAAAGGAUUCCCUUUUUUUAAAAAAAAUCAAUACCUCAAAAGCAGGCUUUGGGACAAGAAAACCCCAAAGUGGCCUGCUUUUCCCAUCCCAGGAGCUCAUUAUCCAGUCUGUGCCAACUGAAGUAGGAGACUGACUGUGAGUGCUGGCUAAAAGCCCUGGGUGGUGAGGCUCACAGUACUGGUUUCCAGGAGGAAGAGCCUUUGUGCAUUUGACUGAGGCCAGUUUCUAUGAAGAGCAAGUAGCUGAGGAGAGGUCGAAUUUACUGCUUUUUCCAGGACAAUUCUGGAAGUAAAGAAAAUGUAAUUCAAGCUGGUUAGCUUAAUUUUGUGCCAUUCUUUAACAUAAGAGUAAGCUCUAUUAUGAAAUACAACUUUAAAAAAUUUUAGCUAUAAAUUAUAUAAAUGAUUUUAAAUUGCUGAGGUUUCCUUAGGCAGCUUAUUUAUUUGUUUACAGUUAGACUAUCUGAGUAAAUGGUUCUUUGUGGACCUAGGCAGUUCCUGACUGUUCCACAUGUAGUACAUUGUACCAAAGUUCUUAAUAAGAAUAUUCCCCACAAUCCUGUUCUCUAAAUGUCAAAUAAAGAUUAUUUUCACUAGAUUCAACUUUACAAAAUUUGUUUUAUAUCUGUUAGAAAAUGUACAGACAUAAGUAUUUUCAGUUGACAAAGCAUCAAACCCAGUUCUGCCUAGUGAUAAGUUUCACCCUAGAGUAUGUAUGUAACGUUUUAGCUUAUCCAUCCUUUCUUGGAGCGCCUCCAUUUCCAUUGAAAGCCAGGCUGGAGCAGGACCCUUUUGGAGUAGUGACUCAGUUGCUUCCAAAGCCCCUGCUAUUGUAUGCAGCGCUGACCUGUACUCUUCUUCCCAGGGGAACUCCUGACGAGCUCUUUUUGCAUAAGGCUGGAAAAAAAACAUAAGUAAUAUCACAAUAUCCAUUCUAAAUAUAAAGAACCUUCCUUUUGGACUGGAGUAAAGCUUACAUGCAAAUUUUAUUCUAGUCAUUGGAUCACAAGGGUAGGAGGAUGCACCCCAAAACCCCUACACAGUCAUCUAGAAAAAUAUGUAAAGGCAUUUUGGUUUAUCAUAGCAAUUCAGAGUGCUACUACCAGUGUCUUAGUUUGUAUGUGGUAUACAACAAGUAUCCUGUCCCAAAGGGCUCCCAAUGAGAAGUGCUGCAUAGUCCAAGCUUACAUGUCUUAUAAACAAGUUCAUAAAUGUAUUUUCUUUUUAUGAGAGUUUGACUAAAACUUAUCAGAAUGUUGUUCUUCAUGAAUUACUACUAUACUAAUUACUAUACUAAUAGUGCUCAAAACAAUAUUUUGAAUAUCCUUAUUGGUGUCAAAUUCUGCCUUUUAAUAAGUAGAUGUGAUCUUCAGUUACUGCCAAAAAUUAUUAGGAGACUCAUUUGAUUAAUAAGGCAAGGAAUCAAACUAAACAUUUAGGAGUAAGUUUCUUUCAUUUUCUUCUGUGGUUCAGUAAAGACUGCAUUUAUAGCAUCACUGGUACAAUAUGUAACUUCCCUUAAAGGUUACUACCAAUAAUUCAAACAUACUGAAAGAAUAUAUUUGAUAUGGUGUAGUCCCACUUCUUAAUUUUAAAAGCAACUACCAUAAAACAGAAUUUUACAUGUCUAGAUCUAUUUGAUUUGAAAUUCAGCAUAAGGCUGGAAACCACACUGGUUUGUUUCGUCAGUAAGUAAAAAGGGCAGAAUUUGCCUUGUUAAAGUUUGGCCCCUAUUGAAAUCAGCCCAUACCUGUAAAGAUGACCUCUUUGCUUCUUCUACAGUCACAUUAGCAAAGGGUUCCCAGAAAAUACCUUUUUCCUGUUUCACACGUUCCACUUUGGCAGCUUCAGUUUCAUCUACAAACCCAGUCUGCCAGGGACCAUGAAAAACCAAGCAAAUAGCAACAUGUUAGCACUCUACUAGAUAUGAAAUGGCCACAUAAUUUAAGUGCUGAGUGUUCAACCAUACUAGGCAAAUUCUGGAAGUCACAUGGACUGAUCUAUAAAUACUCUUAGUAUAAUCUGGAUUAAAUCACUCUACUGUGUUCUUCCUUACAAAAUAGUUAGUUAUAGAGUUGUCUUUGCAGGAAAAAAUGAUAGUCUGCUAACCUUUACUGUAUAAGCUAAGAAACUGGCAACAGCAGUGUAUACACAUGUACUUAAAAUCCAGCUUAGAUGUAAUAUAAGUAGGCCAAGUGUGGUGGCUCAUGCCUCUAAUCCCAGGACUUUGGUGGGAGGAAUGCUUGAGCCCAGGAGUUUGAGGUUAUAGCGAGCUAUGAUCACACCACCACACUCCAAUCUGGGCGACAGAGCGAGACUCUGUCUAAAAAAUAAAGUUCAGUGAGUCAAGUGGGCCCAUUUCACCUAAAAAAAUAUAUAUGUAAUAUAUGUAAAAUAUAUAACGUGCAUCAUUACAUGUAAUAUAUCAAAUAAUUCAGUUUCUCCUGGUAGUCUAAAUUUGUGGUUUAACAGUUCCACUAGUAUUUCAAUUAACUAUUAUUUCCUCACACUAAGUUCCCAAGUAUGCAUAGACAUAGGAACCUUGUGAUUCAAAAUUUUGGUUUUAAUUGUAAAAACAGGUCUUGGCUGCAAAGAGAAUAAAAAAGCCAUGCCAAAAAAAAAAAAAAAAAAAAAAAAAAAAGGGCCCUGAGCUUACCCUGGCUUGGGAGGCUGCCCAAAUAAAAAAAAAAAAAAAAAAAAAAAAAAGCCAUGCCUAAAUUAUACCCAAAAUAUGGUAGUAAACAUCCUCUCAGGCCUACCUAAUUAUGUGAUCAAGUGUAUUUAAUUAUGAUUAUUAAUAGCUUAGGGAUCCUCAUUAGUCAUCUCACUGCCUGGAUAAUCAGUGCUAUUACACCCCAAACUACAGGCAGAGGAACUACAAGUGUCCUUUUUUGAGACAGUCUCACUCUGUCGCUCAGGCUGGAGUGCAGUGGCAUGAUCUUGGCUUACUGCAAUCUCUACCUCCCCAGUUCAAGCAAUUCUCCUGCCUCAGCCUCCCGAGUAGCUGGGACUGCAGGCGCGUACCACCAUGCCCGGCUAAUUUUUGUAUUUUUAGUAGAAACAGGGUUUCCCCAUGUUGGCCAGGCUGGUCUUGAACUCCUGACCUCAUGAUCCACCCACCUUGGCCUCCCAAAGUGCUGGGAUUACAGGCAUGAGCCGCCGCGCCUGGCCCCAAGUGUUUUACUUCUGUGGCCUCAAUUGCUUAGUAAAAGUCGUCAGCACUGUGCUCAGCACUGUGAAAAGUUUAAGCUAAGAAGACACUCAGGUUGGUUACAGUUACAUAAUUUCGGAAAAAAAAAAAUAGGACAAAGAAUAAAACAUGAGCCAUGUAAAGAAAGUACCUUCUCCAGAAAGGAUACAACUUUGUUCUUAGUUUCUUCAGAACUGAGACACUGUGGAACUAUCUCUUCAUGAUUUGUUCCCUAUUAAAAAAUUGAUGAACAAGACCAAUUUUAACAUUUCAACAACUUGCAAAGACAAAUAGAUGAGUUUUAUGAGCUACCUUAACCAAAAAUUCAUUUUAAGUAAGAGUCCCAGAGGAUCCUCAAAGGUGAUAAACUCAUGAUUCCUUCAGGGUCCCUAAGGAUAAUACAAAAUUAACUUCUGUACAAGUGUUGUAAGCUUUAAUUACUUCUGCUGGGUCAUACUAAUGCUUCUGGACUCCCUUAUGAUCAUAGGCAUGACUAUACAGCAAAUGCAGUAAGAGUAAAGGAGCAACCCAUCUUACAGGUUUAGGUUCAUCAGCCUAACCCUUAUGACUGAUAGCACAAAAUGAAAUGUAUUAUCAUUUGACCCAAAAAUACUAUCUGCUGGAAGACUGUGUCUGUGUCUGUCUGUAUCAGUAGGCCUGCUGUGUAUGCCUGUUCUGGUCCUUGUUUAUUCAGAGGACCUUACGAAAUUCACUUCAUUUAUCUAAGCCUCAUUUUGAGAAGCUGUAAAAGAGAUAACGAGUAAUGUACCCUUCAGACAAUUUUCCGAUUGCAAUACAGAAGCAGUUCAAUAAAUGUUUUGGGAUUGUUCUGGAAUAUUUGAAAUAUUAAAAUGGUUUGAAAGUCA
Messenger RNA from Homo sapiens (human), 6782 nucleotides. It is a transcript of the gene SCYL3, whose product is annotated as SCY1 like pseudokinase 3. Gene Ontology annotation, molecular function: ATP binding. The coding region runs from base 472 to 2700 and encodes 742 amino acids. Lineage: Eukaryota; Metazoa; Chordata; Mammalia; Primates; Hominidae. The record is from RefSeq and is a predicted model, not a curated record. The transcript has 14 exons. Gene Ontology annotation, cellular component: Golgi apparatus; lamellipodium; cytoplasm.